This is a messenger RNA of Moneuplotes crassus, 2571 nucleotides long. The record is from the annotation of a GenBank genome assembly. NCBI's taxonomy places the organism in Eukaryota, Ciliophora, Spirotrichea, Euplotida, Euplotidae.
GCAACUAUCUCAUCUGAUAUAUCCAAACUAGUGGAUAAUUCCUUCCCAUCUAGUACUACCAAGAAGACUAAGAAAUAAAUAUUUAUCAUAUUUUAUGAGAGUUUUAGGAUCCAGACUUCAAUCGACGAAUUUUGAGGAUCCUGACCAUGUAAAAACUUUAAUAACGCGGAAAUUAGGAUCUUCCAAAUCGCCAAAAUACGGCACAAAGAAUUCGGACAUUCUAAAAUUUGAGCAGUUAUAUAGCAAAUUAAAUCAAAAGAGAAAGAAUAGGACUACAUCAAAGAGUGACUUGACCUCGAUUCUCUAUAUUCUCUACAAAAUCAGCAACAUCGAGUCUGAUAGCAACAGUUCAUCAGAACUGUUGCAGACCUUACUACAAAACGUUGACUAUAAAGAAGAAAAUCAGGAGCAGGACAUGGAGAUUGAUGCGCCACAUUUUAAGCCUCAUAAUGAGAACAAAUCAGGGCAAUUCCAAUUUUUAAAAAGCUUCAGAUACCGCAGUCAAGAUAUUUCUGAAGAAGCAUUGUGUAAAGAUCUCCUCUAUGUAUUCCAAGGGAUUGAUGGCCAAAAUAUUAGUUUCUCCAUCCUAGAAGACUCGUUCGUUCUUGCUCCUAAUGUCAAUGUAUCAGAGUCUACCAGAAAAUUAGUAACUGAGAUGUGUGAGCUUGGAUGGCUAUAUAAGAAAGUUAAUGACUUCAUGAACAGAAAUAUUGACUCUACUUAUUGAGACCAAGUUACCCAGAGCCUGUGAUUUGCUUUCCAAGCAGAGCUUACUGAAUUUUAUCGAUUAAUUGCAAUUUUGGAAAACCAGCAUCAAAAUUAUGACGAAACAGACCCUGCCAAUUGAUUAAACCUCAGGAAGUUAUACUUGCAUAUUCAGGAACCUAUGGAGAGGAUGAAAUGGUUAGCAAUAAUAGUGGACUCGAUACAAGGACUUAAAGGAGGAACAAUAAUCAGCUCUAUUCAUAGCUAUGUCCUCCAUGGUUCCCCUGUAACAAAAAUGUUACUUUCCAAAUUGCUCAGAGAAGUUUCAGCUCCAAUAUUGACAAUGAUAAAAACAUGGAUGAUUGAAGGUGAGCUUAAUGACCCAUUCCAAGAAUUCUUUGUAAGCAUGGAUCCAAAUGUGCCUAAUGACCUUAUCUGGACUCAGAAGUAUGACUUAAAACCUUCAAUGAUUCCCUCAUUUUUGACUAAUGAUUUUGCCAGAAAGAUCUUAUUAACAGGGAAAGCUGUAAACUUCAUUAAAAAGUGAUGCCACGAAGAGGAUUGGGUCCUUGAUGCUAAUGAACAUAUCCCAUUCAAUGCAGAUACCUUUUCUAGUGAUGAAAAUAGUUACUCAACUCUUCAGAAUUGGGUUGACCAUGCUUACAAAGUGACUAAUAAAGAGCUUAUUGAAUUAAUGUUUGAUAAAUACCAGUUCCUGACACACUGAAGAGCCCUUAGAAAGUACUUGCUUCUUGGUCAAGGAGAUUUCAUUCAAAACUUGAUGGACUCAAUGGUAAAUGAGUUAUCGAAGCCUGCUGGCCAACUCUAUAAGUAUAACUUACUUGGAAUUCUAGAAUCAGCUGUCAGAUCAUCAAAUGCGAAUAUGACAGACUCAGAAUUCCUGAAAAGAUUAGAUGUCAGACUUUUAGAAGCAAGUCCUGGUGACAAUGGAUGGGAUAUCUUUUCACUUGAUUAUAAAAUAGAUGCUCCGAUCAAUACCAUACUUACUCCUGAAAUAAUUCAGGGGUACCUCAAGAUCUUCAGUUUGCUCUGGAAAUUAAAAAGAGUUGAGCAUUCUCUGAACAAGACCUGGGUACAGCAAACAAGCUAUAAGAAUGAGCUAUAUUCAUUGAAAGAGAUUAGAUCAGAUCUCCACAGAUGUAACCUAUUGCGAAACGAGAUGCUGCAUUAUAUAAAUAACCUCCAUUCAUAUCUCCAGGUAGAAGUUAUUGAAAGUGAGUGGAAGAAAUUCCAAGAAGACCUAGAUCAUGCAGAAGACUUGUAUGACAUCAUGCGAGUUCAGAGAAAGUUCAUCGAAGUUAUCCAUAAAAGAGCAAUGCUAACUCAUGAGCAUAUUGAACUUUAUCAACUAAUGAUCAAAAUAUUUGAGCAGAUUCAUCAAUUUAGUAGAACUCAAGAUAUUCUCUAUUCAUCUGCACUUGAAGAAUACCACAAGAGGCAAUCAAUGAUGGACGAUGGAGAUGAGUACUCCCAAGUAAUCUCUCCUGAUGCCAGCAAUACUCUGAAGCAGCUUGGAAAAUAUUACAGGGCUAAUUUUGACAAGUUCAAUGAGGCACUUAGCAUCCUCGAAAUCGAUGAAAAAUACCUCAGCUUUAGGCUUGACUUCAAUGAAUUUUAUAAGGACUCUAGGGAAAGAGAAAGCAUCAGCCAGAUUCAUCAUGAUCAUGGCUUCGACCAACUUGAUGUUGACCACAUCGAAGAUGACGAUGAUGAAGAAGAUGAAGAGGAGGAAGAUGAAGAUGAUGAAGAACAUAUUAACACUGACGUUUAUAGAAUGCCUCAUGGUAAAAGGGGCUCCAAAGGGUUCAGACCCCAAUAAUUUUGAUCGACUCAAUUUAAUAUUUA